Molecule: messenger RNA, 2809 nt
Organism: Gadus chalcogrammus (walleye pollock)
Lineage: Eukaryota; Metazoa; Chordata; Actinopteri; Gadiformes; Gadidae
Gene: wdr27
Product: WD repeat domain 27
Exons: 23
Coding region: 1-2271 (756 amino acids)
Molecular function (GO): protein binding
Source: RefSeq, a predicted model, not a curated record
AUGGUGUUCGGGAGACGUGACACGCAGGUCCUACUCUGCUCUGCCUCUGCUGAUUACAUCAUUGUGUGGAACAUUGAGCUCUGUCAGAAGAGAGUAGACGAUGGCUUAAUUGCAGCUGGAACAGUAAUCGGUACCUUACUGGGUGAUGUGGUCUACCUGGCCUUCUGUUCCUCUGGGGAGCGGGUAGCAGCAUGCACUGGAAACAGAGUCAAUAUACUGAACUCACAGCAGGGGGAGCUGGUGUGUACCCUGUCUGCUCACCUGGGGCCCCUCACCGCAGCAGAGUUCUGUCCCUGGGACGAGGAGAUUCUGGCCACCACCUCAGAGGACCGCUCCUUUAAGGUGUGGGAUCUGAAGGCAGAAGCGGUUUGCUAUCAGUCUUUUGUAUUAUCAGCAUCUCCUUUGAUCUGCUGUAUUUUUGUGGAGAAGAGCAGGCAGUUUAUAGUGGGCUCAUCAGAUGGACAGAUAUGGUGUUUUUCAAUCCCUAUUGACCACAACUGCCAUCUGUUGGCCAAAAUGGACAUCGACAAGAUGUAUAAAAGGUAUCUCAGGCAGCAGGAGACAAUAACACAACAAAAAGAAGCAAAACCAGGCGAUCACCAGAUAGUGGAGACCACUAAAGCAGUCCUGAGCAUGGCUGUCUGCCUCCCAUUCGAUGACAUUCACGAUCACACGAAAGGGGAGCGCAGCCUGCUAUGGAUAGGGAGCUCAGACGGCCUCUACCUGGUGGACCUCGACACCUCCGACCUGCUCACAGCUCUCUGUUUCAGAGAUGACCCAGCGCUGAGCGUAGCCAUGGCAGGCUGCUGGUCCAUCUCUUCAGGGGCCGAGGGCCAGAUGUUGUGUUUGGUGAGUUCCCUCUUUACGCCUACGGUGGCUCUGUUGGAGGUAAGGCCUACCGACGCUGUGCUGGGCCUGUGUCAGAGCCUGGAGAAGGCCUUGGGAAGCUGGAGUGAAGGCCUAUCGGUGAUUCAAAGCUCUCCUGCUCUGUCGGGAUCGCCUCUGAACGCUGACUUGAAGAGGAAGGAGCCAAAUCGUCCCGAAAGAAAAGGAGGUGUGAAGGAACAGCCCCUGGUGUUCCAGACCAGGGUCAAGUCCUCAGGAUACAGCAGUUCCCCACGAAGGACCAUGUUCUCACCCAAGACGAAUGUGGAAAAUCGCCCCAAGGAAACUCACAGAAGGAAAGUAGGCCCUAUCCUGAGAGAUUAUCCGACAGACGGCCGAGCACCGAGUGUUCCCCACCAGCUGCUACGUGUCGCUAACGCACCAGUCUGCAGCAUGCAGUACUCAGGUGAUGGAAAGCAGAUCCUGUGUGGUCUUGGAGACAGUUCUGUGUUUUCAUACAAGUCCAACCUCACUGGCAGCCCGGCUGUCUAUACAGGUCAUAACAGCGCAGUGAGCAGUGUGGACUGGAGCCACUCCCGUCAGCGGUGGCUCAGCGCCUCCAGGGACCGAACGCUGAGAGUCUGGCCCUCUGGAAGCUCGGAGCCUGCCAUCACUCUGGGCGGGGACAUGCUGUCCCAUCCCAUUAGCGCUGCCCAGUUUUACUACCUGGACAAGUUCCUGCUGCUGGCCUGUGGGGACUCCCUGCUCCUCUACCUCUAUCACGUGGACAACACCCACGACGACAUCAAGAGAUACAAGCAGAGGAGCGUCAUCAAGCUAGCCGCGCGCUUCAGAACAACCACGGCCACCGACAUCACCGCCCUGUCCGCAAUCAACGACUUCUACUCCCACCUGGUCUUGCAGUCCGGAGCGGAUCGAUCCCUCCAAGUGAUGGACAUGAACCAGGGCAGGGUGGCGUCCGAGUGGCCUGACGCCCACAGCAGAGCCAUCCACUGCAUCGCACAGAACAAGGGCUCGGCGUUCGCCACGCAGUCACCUGACUCCCACAACCUCUUCCUCACCAGCGCGGUUACUGACGGCAUCAGGCUCUGGGAUCUCCGCACGCACAGGUGUGUCCGUCGCUAUGAGAACCACGUUAACCGCUGCCACGCCUGCGACUCGGCGAUGUCCCCGUGCGGGCGAUUCAUCGCUUCUGGAUCCGAGGACAACUGUGCCUACAUAUAUGACCUCCGCAGCAACAGGUUCCUCCACAAGCUCCACAGAGACUCUGACACCGUUCUGCGUGUGGCCUUCAACCCCGCCACACCUGAGCUGCUCACCGGGACUCUGGGCGGCCGGCUGGGUGUGUUCCGGCCCAGCGGUGGGCCCCGUCUGUCUCCUGACCCCAGCGGGGCUCAACCCGGCCUCCCCACCUCGCCGCUGUAAUUGCAGCAGGCUGUGUUCCCCCCCGCCCCCAGCCGCCUCUGAUUGGAGAAGGGCUGGGGGAUUUUAUGUCCUUUUGAUUGGUCGGGAAUUCAAUGCGUCUCUGGGAGCCAUGCCUGGUCUUCUAGUUGGUGAUGUGUUUUUGGGUGGAUUUUAUUUUUAAGAAACCAGCCAGAUGUAUUUAUUUUUGUUUGGGGUUACAUUUUUAUGUUUAAUUUGAUUUAUUUUGUUUUGUCGUUCUGUCUUUUGUUUUUCGUUUCAUUCCAACAUGCGAAAAAAAAACGCAUCCUCCUCAAACACACAGCACAUAGAACAGCUGCAGACAAUACAACAAAGAACCACAACAGGGAAGCGCAAACCACACAAUAAACAAGGAAACAAACAAUCAAAUUAAAUGCUUUCCUGCCUUGCUUUCCCUCCGCCCAUUUCUGUCAUGCGUUGUUGUGCUUUGUUGAUGGUGUCACUCCCGCCUCAGGUUAAUGUACAUGGUAGCCGCACUCACACACCCAGACGUUCCUUUAAAGUUUAAAGUUUUCAGUCA